Messenger RNA from Oryzias melastigma (Indian medaka), 1559 nucleotides. RefSeq names its product pipecolic acid oxidase (gene pipox). Lineage: Eukaryota; Metazoa; Chordata; Actinopteri; Beloniformes; Adrianichthyidae. Bases 43 to 1209 code for a protein of 388 amino acids. The record is from RefSeq and is a predicted model, not a curated record. The transcript has 8 exons. Gene Ontology annotation, cellular component: peroxisome. Gene Ontology annotation, molecular function: sarcosine oxidase activity; L-pipecolate oxidase activity; flavin adenine dinucleotide binding.
CCUGCAAGCAGCAGUCAUUGACAACUGCUGAAACGAGUAGAGAUGAUGAGUGACAGUGAGUUUGACUGCGUGGUUAUUGGAGCUGGCGUGCAGGGCUCCUUCACAGCAUACCAACUGGCCAAAAGAAAGAAGAAAACUCUUCUGCUGGAACAGUUUGUCCUUCCCCAUUCCCGAGGUAGCUCCCAUGGCCAAACUCGUAUUAUCCGCAAAGCCUACGAGGAGGACUUCUACGUAAGGAUGAUGGAGGAAUCCUACAAGCUGUGGACUCAGAUGGAGAAGGAGGCAGGGGUCAAGUUGUACAGGCAAACAGGACUCCUGGUUAUGGGACCAGAGAAUAAUGAAAAUUACCAAAUCCGUAAGAAGACGCUGCUGAAGAACAAUGUUCCAAUGGAACAACUGACCCCGGAAAACUUUGGUCAGCAUUUCCCAAAUGUCAGCCUGGCUAAAGGUCAUGCAGCAUUUGUGGAAUUAACUGCUGGAGUACUGUAUGCUGACCGCACACUCAAAGCUGUACAGGGGCAGUUUCAGAAGUUAGGUGGAGUCAUUAGAGACAAUGAAAAGGUGACAAACAUCAAGCCUGGCUCGCUGGUCACAGUUUCAACCUCUAAUGGUGUUUAUAGAACCAAAAGACUGGUCAUAGCAGCUGGACCCUGGACUAAUAAACUGCUGGUGGACACUGGAAUACAGCUGCCACUAGAGGUGGUCAGGAUUAAUGUUUGCUACUGGAGAGAGAAGGUUCAAGGGUCAUAUGACGUAAAGCAAAGCUUUCCUUGCUUUCUACAAACUGAAGGUGAGGAGUCCAGUGACCACAUCUAUGGUCUGCCAGCCAAUGAGUAUCCAGGGAUGGUGAAGAUAUGUCUGCAUGCAGGCAGCAACACUGACCCGGACCAAAGAGACCAGCAAACAGACAGGUCCGACAUAGAAACCCUGCAGCGUUUUGUCAGCCGCCGUUUCCCUGGUCUGUUCUCUGAGCCUGCAGUUGUGGAAAGCUGCUUGUACACGGUUACCCCUGACGACCAUUUUGUGCUGGACCACCAUCCUGCUUAUCGCAACAUUGUCAUUGGGGCAGGAUUCUCAGGUCAUGGCUUCAAGUUUGGACCCGUUGUUGGCCAGAUUCUUUGCGACCUUAGUCUUGGAGAGGUGCCCUCCUUUGACCUUUCACCUUUCAGAAUUAGACGUUUCCAAGCAAAGAACAAAUCAUUAUUAUAGACUGACAAAUGUUUGGCUUGAAAGGCAUUACCUAAAACAUGUUCUCAUGCAUGAUUCAGAUUGUAAUAAAAAUCAGUAAUAAGUAUUUUGUAUCAUUAGUAAAAUUGAAUUUAAAAAGAAAAUACAGCUUAGGAUCUACCAGCCGAAACAAACUUGAUUCAGCUCAUAUUUUUUCAGUGUUAGACAACUUUUCUUGGUUCAUUUUGGGUGAGAUGUAGGCCAAUAAAUCUCUUAAAGCUGAAAAAAUUGCUUUGCAAUGCAAAUUUUAUGAAUCUACCUAAAAUUAUCAGUGGUAAAACUACUUGUAAAAUCUCAUUGAUCUUGAUCGAAUUAAACUUGUUUUAAGAAAA